CCAGUUGAAUCUGCUUGAUAAACAAAAAAAAUAGCACAUGUGUGUUUGUUUAUAUUUCCAUAGCACCCAUUUAUUUUUACAUCUUUUUUCUUGUGAUAUUCGUGUUUUGAUUUUGUUAACCCGGCACAAGUUAAAAACCCAUUCUGGAGCAUAUGCCGGAAAACAAACCUCCAUCCUUCCUUCAUUUUUAUAUCUUUAAAAAUGAGUGAAUUUUAUUUCCCUGAAAAUUAUUACAUGGAUAUACGAUUAGAUUUCGGAGAACAAUACGGUGAAACUGAAAUUCCAAUGGACAUUAAACAAUUUAAAUAUUCUAUAUUUUUAGCUUUAAAAACUCUACAUGGGGAUAUGGGAUGCAGCAUUCCAUUUGAUAUUUUAAAAUAUAGAGAAAAAGACAGAAGAGCAAUCAUUCGAUUUCAGUCCAAACAUAUUACAGCAAUAUGGAGUGCUCUCACUUUAUUUUCCUCAUAUGAUGAUUUAGAAUGCACAUUUAAGGUUUAUAAGGCAACUCCAGUCCUUGCCUGUUUAAAUUUAAAUAGCUCUAUAUACAAUCAUAAAGAACAAGACAAAUGUAUGGAAAAAUAAAUAUAUGUAUAUAAACUGUAAAAAUAAAACAUUUGUAUACUUAUAAUAAAGCUCAAUAUGUGUGUAGCGCUGUAC
Argiope bruennichi is the source of this 657-nucleotide messenger RNA. RefSeq names its product ribonuclease P protein subunit p14-like. The record is from RefSeq and is a predicted model, not a curated record. Gene Ontology annotation, cellular component: ribonuclease P complex. Gene Ontology annotation, biological process: tRNA 5'-leader removal. Lineage: Eukaryota; Metazoa; Arthropoda; Arachnida; Araneae; Araneidae. The transcript has 5 exons. Bases 202 to 582 code for a protein of 126 amino acids.